AUGGAUCGUCAGCCCGAGACAAACACGAAGAGAAAUAUUGGAUUCCUUAAAAAUCUUUUAGAUGAAAAUCAUUGCAUCCUUGGCCCACUAGCUGAGAAAUUGACUAGUAGCGGUGCCCUACCAAAAUACAAUGAGGAUGAUGUUAGUGGUCGGUAA
This is a messenger RNA of Sclerotinia sclerotiorum 1980 UF-70, 156 nucleotides long. RefSeq lists its product with no specific name. The transcript is spliced from 3 exons. The record is from RefSeq and is a predicted model, not a curated record. Lineage: Eukaryota; Fungi; Ascomycota; Leotiomycetes; Helotiales; Sclerotiniaceae. The coding region runs from base 1 to 156 and encodes 51 amino acids.